AUGAAUUUAGGCUGUUCAAAACCAAGGGAAGGACAAUUUGUAAUGGUGUUGUUGGAGGCUUUUGAACCAAAUGCACUCCCAACUUAUUUAAGAAAAAAAAACAUUAGUUCACAAAUACAACAAGCUGUGGAUUCAAAGAAAUUAGAAAAAAGUUUAAGACCUUCAUCUAGUGACAGUAAUAACGGUUUUGAUGAAAAACCAUUAACAGAAAGAAGUAAUUCAUUCCGAAAAUACAAUGCACCUUAUCUGAACAGAUCACUAGCACAAAGCGGUGACUAUUCAGAAAAUCUGUCCCUGUCACCAAUAUACAAAAAUUCAAACAAGUUAUUGUUUCAUAGAGAGAAGGAAAUCACCUCUAAGGGGCCAUUUCUAACAGAAUUUGAUGAUGAAUUGGAUUUAUCCAGUUCAGAUCAUCAAGCAAAAAGACCAAAAUACAAAAGCAUGGAAAAUUAUGUAAAACAAAGAGAAUAUGAUGAGUAUCUUCACUCAUCUCUUCAGAGAAGAGCAGAUAUAUAUGCAAAUGGAAAGGAAAAAAAGACAGUAGCUUUUUCUAGAGCUAAAGCAAACACAUUAAGCAAAGCUCCACCAAGCCUUCCUAGUUUAAGUCAACGAAACUUGUUUACUACUCCCACUUGUGGAAAAGUUUCUCUAGAUAGUGUGAAACCCAAUAAUCUUAAAGUAGGUUUGGUGAUAGAGUGUAAAGAAAAGGAAGCAGUAAUAAGUGUUUUAUUUAAAGAUGGUGUUUUUUUGCAUUAUUUCAAUGUAAAAGAGUCAAUACCCUUCAAUAGACUUGUUGUUUUAACUAAUGAUGAAUACAAACUACUUCUUGGAGAAGCGUGGAUGGAGAGAUUAAUUGAUUUUGAGUUGGGUACAUCAUCUAAAACAAAUUUCAGUUUCUCUCCUAACAAGGUUUCUGAUACUAAAAGCAAGGAGUGGGUAGAACUGAGAAAAAAAAUGAUGACAGCUUUGAACAAACUUAAAAAAAGGAAAGGAAUAGAUGAUGAAUCGUUAAGGUCACCAACAAUGCAAGAUUUAAUGAAGGAACUUGAGGAUGGUAAUGAAGAAAAUUUUCUUGAAACAUAUAGAGAUGGAGCUUCAAGCAAAUUCCAUAAAGAUGAAGAGGAGGAAAAAGAGAAAAUUUUCACAAGAUGGAACGAAAGGUUGGAAAGUUUCCACGCUUUACGAUUGACUGAGCAAGGUCUUCUUUCUCAAAAGAGAAACACAACAUUGAGAGAUCUUUCAGAAUCUCUUUCAAACAAAAUGGGCCAUUUAAUGGCAUAUGAGGAAGCUAUCAUGUCAGCCUUUCAAUCAACAGGAAAUGAUAAUUCCAGCACAACAAAAGAGAAACUAGCUAAGGUUGUUCCAUCCUUAAACUCCUUAAACUCCUCAAUGAUUAACUCUUCCCAGGUUUCUAAUAAUGUUGCUCACAAUUUAAUUUCUCCAAGAACUCCAAGAACAUUUUUCAUGGACCAUCUUUCAGGAAAAACACUUCCUGGGAAAGUAGUAUUCAUAGAUCCUAUUAGCUUAAUAAUGAAUAUUAUUGUAUCAUACCAAAAAAAACCAAUUACUGAUCCUAUUCUUUCUCCAAGAAUGAUGAACUCACCUCGUUCAAGGGCGAGUAAGCACAAUGAAGAAACGGAGCAUACUGCUUCAAUUAUGAUAUAUUUGUAUCUUGACAAAAUUUCCUUUAUUGUUGAUGGUGAGAAUAAAGCAUCCACCGCUUAUGGCCCUCUUACUACCAAAUUAAUUGGGAAACAGGAACCAACAAAUCAAAAUACACCUUCGGAAACACUUAAAGUUCCAUCAUCUACUCCAGUAACUCCACUGAAUGAAAGUUUAUCUCCUGAUGCUAUCCAACAAUUAGAGGCAGAGGAGAGGGAAUCUCUUUUAGAAACAAUAUUUGGAAAUUUCACCACAAUUCAUUCAUCCAUCGACACCAGCAAAUUCCGAGUAUUAAUAUAUAAUGAAGUAAUACAAGGAGCCAAAAUACAAAAAUUUGAAGAAUAUGCAGAAUAUGAAAAGAAUUUGGCUGAAGAAACAAAAUUGAUGGGCAACUCAAAAACAUCAAAAAAUCCGGAAGCAGAGGAGCAAGCAAAACAAAAUAGACUUUCAGAGCUAAAAAAUGAUAGAAAGAGGCUAAUUGGGCUCAUUUACAAAAGGUUUAUUUCUUUCCAGAUAGAUGAUUAUUUAAAAAAGAAAUCUGAAGAUGAAAAGAAAAAGCAAGUAGAUUUACAAAAGAAAGAGGAGGAAAAAAGAAAGGAAAAAGAAAAAUUUGACAAAAACAAAAAACCUUCCGAACAAGCAAUAAUUAAUAAUGAACAAGAAAUUUCCAAUCAAAUUAUCGAAAAUGCAGCAAUCACCCCAAGAGAAGAAGGUUUUAUUGUUAAGAAUGAGCCCAUUCUCUACUUUUUGUUCAAAGAUUUUCCAGCAACAAAAGAAGAUAUUAAUUUAUUAAUGGAUUGUGGGGUAAACUUUGAUUGUGUUGUUAAGUUGGGAAAAGAAAAGAAAAGAGGUCCUCCCCCAAUAAUGGACGAAGAUCUUUCACAAAGACUUGGUGACAAGAAAAAACGUCCAAAAAGCACUGACGCAAAACGUCCCAAGAGUGCUACUAAAACUGGUUCUCAAAAGAAGGGAUCAACACAAGCAACACCAACAUCUACUUUUAAACCAGAUACCAGACUUUGCCAAAUUAUUGAACAUUCUUGUAAAUUGAGAGAUGAAAAUAUUUCAGGAUUUAUUCGAAAUAUUUUACAAAUCAAUCAUUCUUUCGUUGAGUAUACAUAUGAUGACGAUAACUCAAAAUUUGAUCCAGGUGAUAGUUUAGAGAGAGAAGUUGGUAGAUUUUUCUCCACAUUAGAAAAAUAUGCUCAAGUAAUUAUGAAUCGUUAUGACGAUUACGAAAAAGCUAUUGGAAAACUUGAACAAGUUUAUGUUUCGGAUGAAAAUACAAUAUUGGAUUUGAGUUAUUACAACAAGUUACUCGAAAAUAUACCAGACAGUUGCUGUUCUGAAGCUGUAAUCCUUCAUUGUCUAAUAGAACAACUGGUCAAAACAGUUGAAGAUAAAUAUGAGCUCUCAUCCAAUGGAGAUGAUAAAAAACUAACCAAAGAUUAUACAGAAAGCUUAACUAACCUUUUACACACUGCUUUCAACCCAAGCAUAAACUUUUUAGAAGUAUCUGAUUUGAAAGAGAGGCAAAGACCUGCCAUAAAUACUUUGGAGAAGGUGGGAGGUUUGUCAUUAAUACCAUUUGGCUCCAAAAUAUCAGAACAUGCUCUUUGCACAAUUCCAAUACAUCACGAUACAACAAAUAUUGACAUUGAAAGAAAAGUUACUAGAAUGCUUCACUUAUUUCCUGAGCUAAGUAAUCAAACCGCUACAAUAGAAACAGAAGAAGAGAGAGUGAGUAUAAAAACAGAAAUUUAUCACUUCCUUUCUGGAAAGGACGAGGAUAUUCAUGGACCUUACAAAUAUUCUAGAGAAGAAGUAGACAAAGAAUUAGUAAUGAUGGAGUUUGAGGAAAUGCUAAGAGAGAAAGGAGUUGAUUUAGACUUGGGUGAUCGUAAUGUAGAAGAACAUUUUAAUGUUGAAACAAUGAUUGAGGUUAUUUCAUAUAUUGGAUUAUUUGAAAAGCCAAGCCUGAUUUCAAAAUAUAACGAGUUGAAUAAUUCGGUCCUUUUAGCUUUUUACAAUGAGGUACCGCCUUGUAGAUACGAACGUAUUUCCAUGCUUAAAAGGUUCUCCCUUAAUGAGUAUUUUUUGGAGUGGUUUUCUAACUAUCAAACCUAUUUUUCAGAUCAAUUUAAAAUUCAAUUUGAUAAGGAAUAUAAUGAAUGUCACAAAAGGAUACAGAAAUUGUCUCAAUUUGGAGCAGAAGACGAAGAUCAUCACAAAGAUACUCAGGAAACCUCUUCAACCAUUCAAAAUAUUCUUGCACUUCCCCUUCCACAUCUACCAAAAGUGCCUCAUGAUAUCAUUCUCGAUCCUAAAAAUGAAAGAUAUAUAUUUGAAGGCAAAGGUGCAGACAUUUAUAUUGAUACAGUCAACCUUUACCCAAGUGAUGGUUCAAUCAUUUAUCUAAAGUCGGAAUAUUGUACAGACAAGAGCAUUUCUUGUACUGUUGAAAAGGAUGGGCUUGUUUUUGGAUUUAAAAAUACCAUUAACAGUUUGGAUAAUCCUCAUAAUAUGUUGAAAAGAAAGUCAUAUUUUUCCUGUUCUUUUGAGGAUGAUUCUAGUCUAAUAGCAUUUUUACAAGACCAAGUUGAUGCUAAAUCGACAGAGGUUGACUUCAGUUGCAAUAACGGCCUUCAAAUACGCUUAAUGCAAGAUGGAUCUAUCCAUCAAUUCUAUCCCUCACAAUUAAAAUCUAAGAAGAAGGUUUUUGGUACUGGGUUUAAAGGAUUAGAUAGAAAUUCUACUGACAAGAUGACUAUUAGUUUACAUCCUGUAGAAGAAUUAAUUGAAAUAUGGAACUCUACUACUGAUACAGUUGAAAAGAAGCUUGUAAGAGAGCUUUCUCUAACUGUAACAAAAGACGGAGCAAUAAUAAGGAGAUUUGAAGGGGAUAUUUCGCAAACAUUAUUUCCAAGCAGCGAAAUUCAUCACUUUAAUUCUGACGGUUCAUGCUUAAAGACUGCCCCGACAGGUGCAAGGUGUGUAGAGCUAUUAGAUGGAACUAUUUUGAAUUUAGACACUGUUAAAUAUGUUAAAAAUGUUGAUGCAUGGAAGGAUGCAGAAGUCCAUGUAAGAGAAGAUUUAGUUAUGAAAGUGAUUUUCAGUGACAGUUCUCAACUGGUUCAAUAUUCUGAUGGCUUCCGUAUUUGGAGAUGUCCAGUUGUUCAUGGUCAAGUUUUUGUUGAUGACGAAGAAGAUGAAGAUGAGUUUAUUCAUGUUAAUGAUUUUUAUACCCUUAUCGAAAGAAGCGGUUUUGCAAGUGUUAAAAUUCUCAAAGAUAAGAUUUUGUAUGAACUUCCAGACCAAUCUUUAUUUACCUACAGAGACAGAAAGCAAUUUACCCUUUCCAAACUAGGUCAUAUGAUUACUAUUGAUUUAGAAAAAAAUUUUGUUGAUUUAGAGCCAUCCAGUUUAUCCUUUACCUCAAUCAACAAAGAAAGAUUCCAAAAAAAGUCCUCCAAGUAUUAUUUUGGAAUGUACUCUUUCGAUUAUUUGAAUGGAGGAAUGAAAAUGAUUGAUAUUGUUGGCCAUGAAUUUGUAGUCACAGGAACAGGUAGAUCAAUGAUCAAAUUCUAUCAAGAAAGUGAAAAAAAUCAAAAGGAUAUUCACAACGAAAGAAUGCUUAUUGAAGAAAGAAAAGCAAGCAGAGCAUGUACACCAAAAGUCUCCAGAAGUAAAAGACCUAAGAGCUCCUCAAUACCACCAGAACAAGAUGAGUCAAAUGGUAUCACGGCUGAGGAAACAGAUGGUACUCAAGAAGACAUGGAAACAUAUGCACUUUCUCAGUCUCUUAUCAAUUAUUUCAAAAAGAACAAAAUUGGAUUACCUCCUGUUUCUGUUAUUGGAGAAAUUCCAAAGGACAACAGUCACAAAUUCUUAAUUCAACCUCGACUUUUUGAGUUAUCCAUGAAAGGUUCAUAUGCUUUUGAGUAUCUUCCAGAAAGCUUUAUUGCGCCAUUUACUGAUGCAUCAAGAUCGAAUCCUGAGAAGAUUAAUAUUUCUGAAGAUAUGGUUGGAGAGUUUAGAAGUGUUUCUUCUGUUCAUAUCUAUACUAAAUACGAUCAAGGAACUAAAUAUUUGGAAAGCCCCGAAAAUUAUUACUCCCUACCAAAAGCUGUCAUUCCUCUUGGCAGACUGAAAACGGCUGAUCCUUCUCUAUACUAUCACAGGCAUUUCAACAAGUAUAGACCUCUGUCAAUAGAUGAUAGAUCUAAAUUAAGGGAUAAAUUCAAUCGAUGGAAAGAAUGGAGAGUAAGAAAAGAAGGAUAUUCAAAAGAAAAUUCUGAAGAGGGUGAUAUCAGGAGUGAAGACCAAAAGCAAAAGGAAGAAGAAAUCAAGAAUGAAUUAACAACUAUAUUCUCCGAAAAUAACAUCUUUGAAAAGGAAGCACCAAUAGAGGAGGAACAGAAUCCUGAGGAUUUUACAGUCAUUCAAGUGGUUAAAAAAGAUGAAAUAGAAAAAGAUAGAGGGCUAAACAUUAAUGAGUACAAGCAGGAAAAGAAAAAUAGCAAUACUCCUAAAUACUGGCACGAACCUGAAGCUUUAGAAGUUUGGAAAACGUUGGUGUUAGGAAUUCCAAAGAAGGAAAAAAAGGAAAAGAAUGAAAGCCUUCCAGAACAAUCCAAUGAAGAGGCAAGUGUAGAAACUAAUGAAGAGUAUUCAGAGAACGAAAAUAUAGAACCCAAUUAUUUACCAGUCCACAACGAAGGAGACAAUUACGAUACCAAAACCGAAUCGACUAGAAAAGGAAACUCUCAAGAUCCAAGUUUUUAUUCUGUGGAAAAUGUUAGCAAAUCGGUUUGGUUCAAGAAAUCAUUCAUCAAAACUGCUGAAGCCGUUCCAAAUGAUGAAUACAAAUCUCUGCAUGAUCCUUCCAAAAUCAAGGUGAAAACAUCCUCCAUGAAAACACCAAACCAACCUCAAAAAACCAUGGAAAAGAAACUUCCAUCUAGGAGUGAUAUGCAAAAAUCUUCAAUUACAAGAGAAACCAUAUCAUCACCCUCUCCUCAACCAGGUCUGAGUAAUAUUCAAGUGUUUCCAAAUUCCUGUAAUUUUGGGUCUUUGAUGGUUGGUGAUGUUUACAGAAUGAGUGUUCAAAUGAUUAAUAGUGGACAUAUAACUGGAAGAUUUCAAAUUGACUACCAGAACAGAAGCCAAUGGUUUGCUAUGGAAGACUCUAAGGAAAGUGAAACAAAAAUUGAUGAGGAAGAGGAUGACUGGUUUAAUGAUGAUGGGGAGGAGGAGGAAGAAGACGAAAUUAUCGAUGAAGAAGAAGUACUUAAUUCAGCACCCUCAACAUGGAGGCAAGCAAGUAAGGUGGAAGAUUUACUUGAGCGUUUACAGCUCCACAAAGAGAAACAAAGUGGGAUAAAAAAACAAAAAAACCCAACGGAUCAAGACAGAUGUGAUGAUCCUCUUGAUCUUGUAAACUUUUCAGCACUGAAGAACGCUAAAAAAACUUGUACUAGGAGAAAAGAAAUUCAAUCUAACAAACUGAGACAAUUUGUGCAUGAUAAUCUGGAAAAAUAUAUUUACCUCAAAGACAAGUUGGAAGAGUUUUUAAUAGGCGAUAGAGAAGGAAGAAAUAUAUUUAAUGACAAUGCAGUUGCUGGUUUGGAACAAUCAUUUGAUAAUUUGCAAUCAUACUGUAAGAACUUAUUUUCGCCAAUGAUAAAAACACAACAAAUGGGAGAAGAAAUUAGAUCAAUGGUAAAUAUCGUAGACAAACUCAAAUUUCUAUUUAUUAUUCCUUCCGACAUUAAACAAAAUAGAGAAAGAGUUUUGAUAUCCUUGAGAGAACAAAUAAUGAGCCAGGUGGAUGAGGUCAAAACAGAACUCUAUUCUAAACUUAAAGAUUCAAGCGUUUCCAUUGAAGUAAAGGAAAGAUACGUUGGAUAUCUGUAUUUAUUGGAUGCAAAACAAGUUGAUCCAAUCAAAUUUUUUAUUAGUUACCAAUUUAAUUCAUUAAUUGACAAAAUGCAAGACAUUUUCUCUUCUAUUGAAGAAAAAAAUGCUUCUAUUAAACUUAAGAGUGGUAAAUCUUUUAGAGGGGAAACGGAUUUUUAUGACCAAGCAGAAGGAAUGGACAUUGAGCACCUAUUAUUGGAAGAGGAAAUCAUGUGGUCUUUUGACUCCCUUGAAACAAAUCAAACAAAGAAGGUUGAUACCAAUUACCAAUUAUUGGUUGCAGAGUCUGUAAAAAAGUUGUGUGAUAUUUUAUAUGAUAACCUUCAAAUAAUUUGGAAGUUUUCCAAAUACAGUUUAGACGAUAAAUUUGAACCAAACCAACAAAAAAAGUCAAAAAGAGGUUUUUCAGACUUGGCUACAUUAAAAGAUAGGGAAAAGAAAAUACAAAAAGAGGCUGAAAUUGAGUCAAUUUUUACUGAAAUUUGCAACCUUUUUUCAGUUUUAUGUAGAGAAUUAUUUGAAAAGUUAGAUUGUAUCGAGUGCAAUCAGUCAUUUAUUAUUGAGAGUUUGAAUUACUUUGUUACCAAGUUGGAUUCAAUAUCUGAAUUGAAAAUCAAAACAAAAUUUUCGGUGCCUUUCUUUAACUUUGCUCAAGAAUUGAAAACUGAGACAAUCACCAAAUAUUGUGAAAGAACAAUGGAAGAGAUAAGAAUAUUACAUGAUAAGGAGGAUUGGAUAAUUGUAAAAGAGAGCAACACGACACAACUCCCAUUAUUAUUUAUGAAACACAUAUAUGAGUUGCUUAAUAUCUUGACAAUAGUAACAACAACAGGAGAUGAUAUUGAUGAAAAAGAUAUUCUUAACUCAAUGAAAACAAGCAAAAGCACAACUUUCUCAGCAAUCCUGUCUCAAUAUUCUAAUAGUGGACUUAACCCAGACAAGAAACUAAUGAUAUUAUUGAGAAACAUAUAUGAAUUGAUCAAUAUGGGAGGUGCCUUAGAAAAAAUACUACAUACAUUCGAUGAGAAAAUUCUUUGUAAGGAGGAUUUAGAAAUAAUAGAUGACAACCUUGAUGAUAUUGACAUUGAUGAUUUGGAUAUUGAGAAUAUGACACCAAUUCAAACAAAGCCAAAAGAAAAGUUCAGUAACUCCUCGCUAGUAAGGGAUAUGUACAAUACUUUCGACAAGUUAUCGAAUUUAAUUUUGAAGAAAUGGCUAAGACGAAAAGCUAUUGCUCUCUCCAGCACUCUUCGCAAAGGUAUUAUCGAUCCAGGAUUCAGGUGGGCAACUGCCUCUACACCUACAACAAUUAGAAGCUAUAUGAUAGAAACUCUUCUUGGACUAGCACUAGUUCACCACGAAGCUAACAUGAAGGCUAGGGCUGAUCUUCCAACAUUUGUCUGUAGGGAACUUAAAAAAGAGCUUCUUAAAAAUUUUAAUGAUUGUUGUAUGCUUCUUCCAGACGACACUUGUGCUAAUGGAAUACUUCAAUUGGAUAUCGAGAUCAGCUUUUUUGAUGAAUGUUUGUCCUAUUUUGAUUCGGAAGAAAGUGCAACCAUCUUUUCUAAAAUUAGAGGAAAAUUGAUUGAUAUUUCAGAAGAUAUUGAUUAUGGAAAUUCUUCUAACAAACAAUUUUCUUUGCAGCUACAAUCUAUUAAGGAAAGUGUUAUUGAAACAUUUAAGGAAAAAACAAAAGAACAACUUGUGGGGUUUAAAAACCCAAUUCAAGGAGUCAGACAACAAAGAGCACCAACAAGAAGAAUGUCAUGUAUGCCCAAACCACUUUCACAAAAUCAAUCCACAAUUCAAACUCAACCUUUGAGAAGCACAAUGGAACCUGAAUCUGAUCAGUCAACCAGAAGAAAAAGAGCAGUGGCCACAAAGCCAACCCAAAAUCCUACAUUUCUAUCAACAACAGAAGCCCAAGACAGCACAGAUAUUAAAAAGAUAAAAGUUAGGAUUGCAGAACCAACCCCAUCCGAACCGCCUGAAGAACCCAUAAUUCCGGUUCGAAGAGUCAUUAGAAAAACAGCUAGUACGCUAAAUCCAAUCCUUAAGCCACCAAGACCAAACAGUACAAAAGAAUAA
Molecule: messenger RNA, 9669 nt
Organism: Naegleria gruberi
Lineage: Eukaryota; Heterolobosea; Eutetramitea; Acrasida; Naegleriidae
Exons: 6
Coding region: 1-9669 (3222 amino acids)
Biological process (GO): exocytosis; Golgi to plasma membrane transport
Cellular component (GO): exocyst
Source: RefSeq, a predicted model, not a curated record